Messenger RNA from Leptosia nina, 1731 nucleotides. The record is from the annotation of a GenBank genome assembly. Lineage: Eukaryota; Metazoa; Arthropoda; Insecta; Lepidoptera; Pieridae.
AUGUUACGAAUAUUCCUUCUCUGUUUAAAUACUUUACUUGUGUUUGGUGAAAGCCCUGUUGUUGAAACUACCCAUGGUUUGAUUUCAGGAAAAGUGUUAACAACUUUAUACGAAGACAAGGAAUAUUAUGGGUUUAUGGGAAUACCGUUUGCAGUACCACCAUUGGAUCAUUUAAGGUUUCUGCCCCCUAGAGAAAUUGAACCCUGGAACGAAACGCUCAUUGCUACAAAAGAAAAACCAGCGUGUGUGCAAUUCAACAAUGAUAUCAAAAAGAAACAACCGCUCGGCGUAUACGGCUCCGAAGAUUGUCUCUACCUUGACAUUUUCACCCCAAACAUCGAUCGUAGUAAACGAGCCGUGAUAGUCCACCUAUUCAGCGACCGUCUCCAUAAUUCAUACAACAAAAGCAAAGAUUUCAUACCCGACUUUUUCAUUGAAGAAGACGUAGUGGUCGUUACGCCUAGUCACAGAUUAGGCGUACUUGGUUUUUUAUCCUUUGAGGAUGAGGUUUUACCGGGCAACGCUGGGUUGUUGGAUCUUUACACCGCUCUUAAGUGGAUAUCAAAGAAUAUAGAUCGUUUUGGCGGCGACCCCGAAAGGGUCACGCUAAUGGGAUCUCAAGGAGGCGCCGCCGCCGUCGAUCUACUUAUACACUCUAAGGCGAAGGAAUUAUUCAAUUCGGCCAUUUUGCAGAGCGGCACGUCCUUAACGUCGAUGUUUUUGCAGGAAAAAGUUCGGGAGAGAGCGCUCAGACUCGGCGAAUUGCUUGAAAUACCUUCAAGUAAAAGUGAGAAACUGUUAAAAGAACUGCAAGACAUACCUCCGUCGGAGUUAUUCACGAAUGAACUUCGAGCUAUGCCUGAUGAUUUUAAUAAAGACAGUCAGAGAAGCUUACUCCCAUUUGGUCCGAUCGUUGAAAAGAAUCCUGAUGGGUUUCUUUCAAAAUACCCUGAAGAUGUCGAAGAGAAAAUAAAUAUACCUAUAAUGGUUGGCUUUAACUCGAGAGAAGGUUUGGAGCUGUCGCUCCAUUAUCUCCUACAACCAAAUUUCUUAGGUGCUCUCAACAAAGAUUUUCCAGUCAUUCUGCCUAAACGGUUAAAAUUUAACUUUGAUCCAGUCCAUGACACUUAUACAGAAGCAGCACAAGAAAUUAAGAAGUUUUACUUUAAAAAAGACAAGUUUUCGUCAAGAAGCGCGCCAGAAUUUAUAACGUACAUUGGAGAUAUUAUCAACGGUUAUGCAAUUAACACAAUGGUGCAAAAGUAUGCAAAGAAAAACACUGUUUACUAUUAUCACUUCGAUUAUUACAGUAAUUUAAAUAGGAAUAAAAACAAUAUAUUAAAGUUAUCCCAAAUAAACGAGGGUACUUGGGGAGCAGCGAUGGGCGAUGAGCUGUGCUAUCUAUUCAAAUGUCCUGAAUUUAAAAAGGAAUAUUUAAAGUAUAAAGAUCUUGAGUCGGAGGAAUGGAAAAUGCAAAAGACGUUGGUACAAAUAUGGACAAAUUUCGCCAAACAUGGAAAUCCCACUCCCGCCAAUAAUAACCCAUUGGAAAUCGAGUGGCCCAAAUAUGAUCUUGAGAUUAAACAAUAUUUGAAUUUCGGUAAAAAUAUCGAAAUCAAGAAGAACAUUUUGAAGGAGCGCUUUGAAUUCUGGGACAAUUUCAUAAGGAAAUGGGAGAGGCGAACGGUUAACGGUGUUGUUAGUUUAAAAAAUAAAAACGACGAAUUAUGA